AGAGGUCAAACAUGGCGGCGUACACACGGAGGGCGAGAGAAAUGAUGGGCUUGCUACGAGUCUUAAGAAAUGUGGUUCAGGACAAACGACUUGUGUCGACGUCAACGUUGAGGCAUGCUGUGGCUUCAGACGGACCCCCAAAAUUCACUCCUCCCCCAAAACCUGUCAUCAUAGACAAAACACAGAGCGAGACGUCUUUGCGACGGUUUCUGAGUCCAGAGUUUAUUCCUCCACGUCAGCGUACUAAUCCCGUUAAAUUUUCUAUUGAACGAAAAGACAUGAUAGAGAGACGGAAAGUUCUCAACAUUCCAGAAUUUUAUGUUGGCAGUAUUUUAGCAGUCACCAUGUCUGACCCAUAUGCGAAUGGAAACCUAAAUCGCUUUGUUGGGAUCUGUACUCAACGCUCUGGCAAAGGAUUGGGAGCUACUUUCAUCCUCAGGAAUGUGGUAGAUGGCCAAGGUGUGGAGAUAUGCUAUGAGCUGUACAGUCCACGUCUGCGGCAAAUUGAGGUGUUAAAGCUGGAAAAGAGGCUGGAUUACAAUCUCAUGUACUUGAGAGAUGCUCUACCUGAGUACAGCACCUAUGACUUUGACAUGAAGCCGGUUCAUUUUGAGCUCACAGGAGAUGUUCCAGUGAAUCCAUUAAAAGUAAAAAUGAAGCCAAAGCCAUGGUCUAAACGAUGGGAGCGUCCCAAGUUUAACGUUCAGGGUAUCCGUUUUGACCUAUGUUUGACCCCAGAGAAGAUGGAGCAUGCUCAGAAGUGGGCUCAACCUUGGAGGAAGUACGAUAUGCUGCGAGAGUAUGACACAUCCAAUCUAGAAGAGCAGAUCUUGCAGGAGGUACAGGAAAACCUUAGCAAGUGAGCAGUCCAUAUAGACUUGUUCCGACUUUGCAGAGAGAAUUCCAAUGAAGUGGCCCGGUGCCAACUUAGCAAAUGAGUGAGUUGGGAUACUGAAAGGGGUUGUAUUUGAUGAGGAAUGCAGAUGACAGUAGACUUUUCCAUCCAUUCAUCCACCCACUUCUGGUUCUGGUGUAUGCCUCGAAAUGGAUCUUGAGAUACAGAUGACCAAAUAUCAAAACUUGGGUCUUUCUAUGAGAGAGUGUUUUUGUGUACAUAUUGUUACUCAGCAGCUCAGAACUGUUUGCUGCUGAUGCUUGCUUACAAAUAACCAUCUUCAAUUAAAAGUUUUCGGUUUUU
Triplophysa rosa is the source of this 1198-nucleotide messenger RNA. RefSeq names its product mitochondrial ribosomal protein L19 (gene mrpl19). The coding region runs from base 12 to 863 and encodes 283 amino acids. Lineage: Eukaryota; Metazoa; Chordata; Actinopteri; Cypriniformes; Nemacheilidae. Gene Ontology annotation, cellular component: ribosome; mitochondrial large ribosomal subunit. The transcript is spliced from 6 exons. Gene Ontology annotation, molecular function: structural constituent of ribosome. Gene Ontology annotation, biological process: translation. The record is from RefSeq and is a predicted model, not a curated record.